Molecule: messenger RNA, 731 nt
Organism: Lytechinus variegatus (green sea urchin)
Lineage: Eukaryota; Metazoa; Echinodermata; Echinoidea; Temnopleuroida; Toxopneustidae
Product: retinol dehydrogenase 8-like
Exons: 3
Coding region: 213-731 (172 amino acids)
Source: RefSeq, a predicted model, not a curated record
UCUGAAUCGUCAACAAAAAAGACUUUUGAAAUAUGGUAUGCAAUACAAAUUUGUUUUAUGUCUGCCCCGUCAACUAUGUAAUAUGGACAGUAUAUGGUAUAAAAGAAGUACCUAUUCGUAACAGAUCUUUAUAACUAUUUUCUAUCAUUGAGCCUAAGCGGACACAUUCUUAAUAUUUGAAUGUGAAAAUAUCACAUUAAACACAUUUCACCAUGGCGCCUCAAAUCGUUCUAAUUACCGGUUGCUCAACAGGCAUCGGACUUGCCACUGCCACUCGUCUCGCUCUCGACAACGAUAAGCGAUACAUCGUCAUCGCAACGGUCAUUUCGAUGUCGGAAAGGGCGGAGCUGAUGAUUUCCGUGGGCGACGCCCUUGAUAAAACAGUUUUCAUCAAAGUUUUAGACGUAACGGAUGAUGAGAACAUAUCUUACGUGGUGGACAAUGUCAUUAAUACUCAUGGGCGGAUCGAUGUUUUGAUUAACAAUGCAGGGGUCAUAGCCGUCGGGAUUCCCGAGCAGAUCAGGCGGGAGAAGAUCGACAAUCUGUUCAGUGUGAACGUGAUCGGGAAUAUGAGACUUACGCAAGCUGUCCUGCCUCACAUGAAAGAGAGGAGAGCUGGGAAGAUUGUUUCGAUGUCAAGUGGUUUAGGAAGGCAAGGUAAUAUCAUCAAUACCAAUGAUACCCAUGAUACUAGGCGUGGAUCCAGGAAUUUUCUGAAGGGGAGUAAUUGA